Micromonas pusilla CCMP1545 is the source of this 1545-nucleotide messenger RNA. RefSeq lists its product as uncharacterized. Gene Ontology annotation, molecular function: 5'-nucleotidase activity. The record is from RefSeq and is a predicted model, not a curated record. The annotation marks the transcript as partial. The transcript has 2 exons. NCBI's taxonomy places the organism in Eukaryota, Viridiplantae, Chlorophyta, Mamiellophyceae, Mamiellales, Mamiellaceae.
GUGAAUCCCGCGUCGCGCGUCUUCUGCAACCGGUCGCUGAACAUGGCGAACAUCGCCGCGGUCGGGUUCGACAUGGACUACACCCUCGCGAUGUACAAGCCGGAGACGUUUGAGGUCUUGGCGUACGAGAGCGCGUGCAAGAAACUCGUGGAGGUGUACGGAUACCCCGAGGAGAUAACCGCGUUUAGGUACGAUCACGCGUACAUGGUGCGAGGUUUGGUCGUUGACAAGAAGCGAGGGAACAUCCUGAAGAUGGACCGGCACAAGUACGUCAAGGUGGCGCACCACGGGUUCCAGGAGCUCGACGCGGACACGCGGCUGAAGACGUACUGCGACACCGCGAAGGUGGAUCAGUUCGACGGCGGGAAUUACGCCAACGUGGACACGCUGUUCGCGCUCGGGGAGACCUAUUUGUUUUGCCAGCUCGUCGAAUUACGCGACGCGAUGAAAGAAACGGACCCGUCGCAUCCGUUUACGGCGAAGGCGUUCGACGAGAUCUACGACGAGAUCCGCGCGAGCGUGGACUUGUGUCACAGGGACGGGACGCUGAAGCGCGCGGUCGCGAACGACCCGGCGGCGUUCAUUCACGCCGACGACGCGCUCGUGCCCAUGCUCCAGUCGCUGAAAGCCUCCGGGAAAAAAGUUUUCCUGCUCACGAACUCGCUGUGGGACUUCACGAACGUCGUGAUGAACUACCUGUGCACCGGGACGGUCGGCGAGGACAAGAGCGCGGAGUGGCUGGACUUGUUCGACGUCGUCGUCACCGGGAGCUGCAAGCCGGGUUUUUUCGAGAACGAACGCGCCGCCAUCUUCGAAGUCGAUCGCGUCACGAGCGUUUUAAAAAACACGGACGACGGCGCGCCGAUGCUGCCCAUCGGCGCCUCCGCGGCGGCCGUCGCCGCGGACGACUCCCUUCGCGAGCUCAGGAAAGGCUUAGAGAAGCAGCACAAGACGUUUCAGGGCGGGUCGUACCGGCAUCUGCACGCGAUGUUGGGAAUAACGGUCGGGAACCAGGUGUUAUACGUCGGAGAUCACAUCUACGGGGACAUCUUACGGAGUAAAAAAACGCUCGGGUGGAGGACGAUGCUCGUCGUCCCGGAGCUCGCGCACGAGAUGCGAUGCUUACAAAAGAGCGACGCGCGAAACGAGUACGCGAAGAUAAAGGAGUUAAGACGGCGGCGCGACGACCUCGCGGACGCGCUGCAGCUCGCGGAGGAUGCCGCGCGGCACGGGAAAAACGCGACGUUCGCCCGAUCGGAGUAUAUAACCGACGCGGAAAUCGCGGCGUUGGAAAAAGAGUCCGACGCCGCGAGGGACGCGCACCGCGACGCGGUGCGCGCGCUGCACGCGGGGUUCCACCCGGUCUGGGGGCAGCUCAUGAAAGCCGGGAACCAAAACUCGCGGUUCGCGCAUCAGCUCGAGCGGUACGCGUGUCUGUACACGUCGCACUGUCGCAAUCUGGUCGCGUAUUCGCCGAUGAAGAGUUACCGCGGGCUGUCCGACGCCAUGCCGCACGACCUCGGCGGCGACGAAGAGGACAUGUGA